Messenger RNA from Tupaia belangeri chinensis (Chinese tree shrew), 2400 nucleotides. It is a transcript of the gene TRMT1, whose product is annotated as tRNA methyltransferase 1. The record is from RefSeq and is a predicted model, not a curated record. Gene Ontology annotation, biological process: tRNA N2-guanine methylation. Gene Ontology annotation, cellular component: nucleus. Gene Ontology annotation, molecular function: RNA binding; metal ion binding; tRNA (guanine) methyltransferase activity. NCBI's taxonomy places the organism in Eukaryota, Metazoa, Chordata, Mammalia, Scandentia, Tupaiidae.
GUUAUCACGUGAUUUGGCCCUCCCGCCGUGUCAACAUGGCGGCGCCCAGGUGCUAAUCCGGGAAACGUGCACCUACACUAAUUCGGUUCCGUGUGCCGCUAAGGGCUGGGCGGGCAGAGGUGCUCGCGGAUGUCCCAUGCGAAGAUCGUUCUCUGGCUAAGCCUUACUCUCCGCUCCGCCCGCCGUCUAUAUAGAGCCCGAUUUAUUGGAGGGCAGCCCCUGGGACCUCCCCAUCCGGCAGCGAUGGAGAACGGCACCGGGCCCUGCGGAGAAGAGCGCCCACCUGAGGCUCAGGAGACAACAGUCACUGAAGGGGCCGCCAAGAUCGUCUUCCCUAGCGCCAACGAGGUCUUCUACAACCCGGUGCAGGAGUUCAACCGGGACCUGACAUGUGCUGUGAUCACAGAGUUCGCUCGCAUUCAACUUGCGGCCAAAGGAAUCCGGAUCCAGGUGCCAGGUGAGAAGGACAUGCCCAAGGUGGUCGUGGACUUGUCGGAGCAAGAGGAAGCAAAGGUUGAACUGAAAGAGGAUGAAAACCCGGCCCCAGGAGACCAACCUCCAACGGCUGCCGUGGGGAAGAUCUGUGAGGAAGGCUUGCGGGUGCUAGAAGGCCUGGCUGCUUCGGGCCUCCGAUCCAUUCGAUUUGCCCGAGAGGUGCCAGGGCUUCGAUCUGUUGUGGCCAACGAUGCCUCUUCCCGGGCUGUGGAUCUCAUGCGCCGUAACGUUCAACUUAAUGACGUGGCUCACCUGGUACAGCCCAGCCACUCAGAUGCCCGGAUGCUCAUGUACCAGCACCAGAAGGCGUCCGAGAGGUUCGACGUCAUCGCCCUGGCCCCCUCCGGCAGCCCUGCCUCAUUCCUGGAUGCGGCCGUGCAGGCCGUGAGUGAAGGAGGAAGCUGGGUGACGCCUGGGCGUGGAGCGGGGGCCCGGGAGACCUGCUACAGCAAGUACGGGGCCAUGGCCCUCAAGAGCCGGGCCUGCCACGAGAUGGCCCUCAGGAUCGUCCUGCACAGCCUGGACCUCCGCGCCAACUGCUACCAGCGCUUCGUGGUGCCCCUGCUCAGCCUCAGCGCCGACUUCUACGUACGCGUCUUCGUGCGCGUCUUCACCGGGCAGGCCAAGGUCAAGGCCUCGGCCAGCAAGCAGGCGCUGGUGUUCCAGUGUGUGGGCUGCGGGGCCUUCCACCUUCAACGCCUCGGCAAAGCGACCGGAGCCCCCGGCGGCCGGGUCAAGUUCUCUGCAGCCUGCGGUCCCCCAGUGUCGCCCGAGUGUGAGCACUGCGGGCAGCGACACCAGCUCGGCGGCCCCGUAUGGGCAGAGCCCAUCCACGACCUGGACUUCGUGGGCCGCGUCCUGGAGGCUGUGACCGCCACACCCAGCCGCUUCUCCACCUCCGACAGCAUUGAGUCCGCCCUCCUCCACGCUGGCUUCCGGGUCUCACUGUCGCAUGCCUGUAAGAACGCCGUGAAGACGGACGCCCCGGCCUCGGCGCUCUGGGACAUUAUGCGCUGCUGGGAGAAGGAGUGUCCUGUGAAACGGGAGCGACUGUCAGAGACCAGCCCGGCGUUCCGCAUUCUCAGCGUGGAACCCAGCUGUCCCUCCUCGACCCAGAACCCUCCACGGCUCCCACCUCACUUCGUAGGAGCCAGAAUCAUCCUUGCAGCUCACCAGCCCCUGCAUAAUUCAUGUGAGAGGUGCAGCCGGCCAGUCCACACGACACACUCACACCAACACAAGCCAGUCUGGACCUCGAGGUCCAGCGCCCCCUUACCAUCCCGGUCCGUCUCCAGGUCCGCCCUCCUCCACGCUGGCUUCCGGGUCUCACUGUCGCAUGCCUGUAAGAACGCCGUGAAGACGGACGCCCCGGCCUCGGCGCUCUGGGACAUUAUGCGCUGCUGGGAGAAGGAGUGUCCUGUGAAACGGGAGCGACUGUCAGAGACCAGCCCGGCGUUCCGCAUUCUCAGCGUGGAACCCAGCCUGCAGGCCAACUUCACCAUCCGGGAGGACGCCAACCCCAGCUCCCGCCAGCGAGGACUUAAGCGCUUCCAGGCCAACCCGGAGCCCAACUGGGGUCCCAGGCCCCGUGCCAGGCCCGGGGGCAGAGCUGCUGGUGAAGCCCUGGAGGAAAGACGCAGGCAGCUUCAGAACAAGCGCAAGGAGCCGGCCGAGGACCCCGCCCAGCGGGCCGCGCGGCUCAAGACGUUUCCCUGCAAGAGGUUCAAGGAGGGCACUUGUCAACGGGGGGACCAGUGCUGCUAUGACCACAGCUUCCAGAACCCUGAGGCCGGUGCCGACGCUAGCCCCUCCGACUGUCCAGAGACCCUCGACCAGAACCCCCCUGGACCUGGGGCGGCCACUGGACCGGGUGUCGACUGAAGCAAAUAAAGACAUGUCACAUGA